GCUUCAACUCACCCAUUCUCCCCGAAUCAUCUUGACCUUUCGAGCGUGUGAGUCUCUCUCUCCCUUCCUUCCUUCCUUCCUUCCUUCCUUCCUUCCUUCCUUCCUUCCUUCCUUCCUUCCUUCCACCCUCGCUACACCCUCUGUAUGCAGCCGUCUUGACACAAUCGCCCCACAAAUACCUCAAUCGUAAUUUAUUUCCCCCGUCUCCACUGCCUCCUCCCCCUCCCCCUCCUCCUCCUCCUCCCUUUCUACUCCCUCUCAUCAUCUAUUUGUUUCUUCCUCUUUGCCUUUCCGUUUUCCACCCCUUUGGUUAGAAGACUAAGAGUUUUAGCCAUGAGAUUCGUUUCUCGAACCACAAGGAUACACUCGUUGCUGCUACCCGGAAACUCUGCCGUGAGUCACUCGAGAUGCCCUUCCCGACCUGCAACUAAUGGGCAUGUGACAGUCCGCAUCACUCAAUUCCUCCGCACGGGCAAGAUUUUUCGCUACAGGUUUUCACUUAUGUCAAAGUCCGGAGAGGCCGGCGGGGGCAGGAAUUGCGGGGGAGACUGCCACCGCUCUACAGCCCGGCGUUGGGAGUUCGGGGAGUCAGACUGCGGAGGAAAAUAGGGUUAGCCUUCUUCGAAGCCCCUCCUUGGGAAUCAUUGGGUUCUUUUCUCUCUUCUUUCGGCUCCCCCAGUUCCUGACAAGGGUGACUAUGACAGGACUUGUACCUAUCCGUGCUAUCGUCCACCUCUACAAAGCGGGAAGCAAGGGCAUACUUGCAGCGCUUUACGCCCUCGCUCGCUGCGCCGCCAACACAACCCGGCGUCCCCCCACCUGCGCCUCUCCCGAAGUUUGAGAAACAGUCCCCAUUGACCGGCUCGGAUGCAGAGGUCCUGAAUCAGACAUACAUGCAAGGACCUCUAGAGAGCAAUCCAACGGUGGCACCAGGCAUUGCACCGGCUCCAUUUGCACCUGAGAUGGCCCAGGAGGAUAUUCAUGUUGGAUUGGUCAAGAUCCGGGACGCGAGCCGUACGGACGACGCUACGCUGAAGGGGGUGGGAAGGACGAUAUGUCAAUUGCAGAGACUGGGGCUGUUCACCAUUGUGGUGGUGGACGAGGCACUUCCUUCGACAGGCAGCCACGAAGCGAUUGCGAAAUGGCGGGUCGAUGCCGAAAAGCAGGUGGAUAGGGUCGUAUCGGCCAUUGAACUGGAGAGGGGGCAGGCCAGAAGAGUAGACGGCGCUCUAUCGGUUGAUUCGGAAGGAUCUCCGUUGAGGGUCGCGCCAAACCACCUCAUCAUUCCGCUUUCCCGUGGCGUGAUACCAGUACUAUACCCGAUGGCAUACAACUCGAAUCAGCGGUUGGUCCCCGCCACGGCAAACGAGGUGGUAUUAAAAUUGACGAAACUGCUCUCAACCCACUGCCCACAAAGUUCCCCGGUAGACCAACCCAUAUCCCUUGACCGAAUAAUCUUUCUCGACCCUCUCGGCGGAAUCCCCUCUGUCGAUCGCCCUUCCGGAGCACACGUAUUCAUAAACCUCCAGCAAGAGUACAACGAUCUCAAAAGCCAAUUGAACGACCACCACCUCUCCAACCUCUCCACCCUGCACGAAACCCUCUCCCUCCUUCCCCAAACCUCUUCCGGUGUAAUAACCACUUCAGCCCUGGCAGCAGCCCACAACUCGAACUCCGCCUCCAAACGCUCCAAAAACCCACUAAUUCACAACCUCCUCACCGACAAACCCCUAAUUUCCUCCUCUCUCCCCGUCCAAUUGUCCAGCCCCGCAACACUAACCACUCUCCUGAAGCACGGAAUCCCAAUCACCAUCCACCCGUCGCACACAAAGCUCACCGAUGCCUCGAAAAUAGACCUUGCGAAGCUAAAACUGCUAAUCGAAGACUCCUUCGGGAAGAGAUUGGAUCUGGAGCAUUACCUUUCCCGCAUCAACGAUAGCAUUGCUGCCGUCAUAGUAGCAGGGGAUUAUGAGGGGGCCGCUAUAGUCACCUGGGAGUAUCCGAGCCAAGACAGAACAAAGCAGCGAGUGUGCUACUUGGAUAAGUUUGCUGUGCUAAAGAAGAGUCAGGGAACGGGUGGUGUUGCAGAUGUGGUGUUUAAGGCGAUGGUGGAGGGUGUUAGGAAUGGAGUAUUUGAGGGUGCGGAGGGGGUGGUUUGGAGGAGUAGGAGGUGGAAUCCCGUUAACAAAUGGGUAUUCGCCCUCCCUACCCAAUCCCAGUGUAUGGGAGAUGGCUAAUAGGAGAUAGUACUUUGAGCGAGCGAAAGGGACCUACAAAAUCCCAAACUCGGGGUGGACCAUGUUCUGGACCACACAGGAUGCGGAGGUGAGCAAAAGGAGAUUUGAAGAGUAUGCGGAAAUUUGUGCAAGGAUUGAACCGAGCCUUGUUGACGAGUGAUGGAGUUUUUUUGUUUUGUUUUGUUCCCUCAUGUUAUAUAUCCAUUCGAAAAUUCUUGCUUUUCCUACCCUAUUCCGGGUUGGAGGUUUUUCUGUGGGGGGGGGGGUACGGAUGGAUUGCUCUAUGGCGAUACGGGGUUAGGUGUGUUUAGUUUAGUCUAGAAUGAAGAGCGACUUGUGUGUACCGAU
Tuber aestivum (summer truffle) is the source of this 2585-nucleotide messenger RNA. The record is from the annotation of a GenBank genome assembly. NCBI's taxonomy places the organism in Eukaryota, Fungi, Ascomycota, Pezizomycetes, Pezizales, Tuberaceae.